AUGACUGGCCGUGGCGGUGGCGGCGGUCGCCGCGUCUUGCUCCCUCCCAUUAACAUGAUCUUUAAGCUCCUUCAGUCAAACGCCAUUGUCAGUGUCUGGUUGUAUGAGCAACUUUCCAUUCGCAUCGAGGGCAAGAUUCGGGGAUUCGACGAGUUCAUGAACUUGGUCAUCGACGAUGCUGUGGAAGUAUCCCAGGUUACAAAAACCAACGACAAGGAGACGAGAAGACCGCUCGGACAAAUCCUGCUAAAGGGCGACAAUGUGUCGUUGAUUCAGAAUUUGUCAAGCUGA
This is a messenger RNA of Ustilaginoidea virens, 291 nucleotides long. RefSeq lists its product as uncharacterized. Gene Ontology annotation, biological process: spliceosomal snRNP assembly; mRNA splicing, via spliceosome. The transcript has 5 exons. The record is from RefSeq and is a predicted model, not a curated record. Gene Ontology annotation, molecular function: RNA binding. NCBI's taxonomy places the organism in Eukaryota, Fungi, Ascomycota, Sordariomycetes, Hypocreales, Clavicipitaceae. Gene Ontology annotation, cellular component: U2 snRNP; U4 snRNP; U1 snRNP. Bases 1 to 291 code for a protein of 96 amino acids.